AUGCACCAUCUCGCAUAUCUCACAACCUCCUUUUCCUUCCUCAUCGUCCUCAUCGUCCUCAUCGUCCUCAUCGUCCUCAUCGUCCUCAUCGUCCUCAUCGUCCUCAUCGUCCUCAUCGUCCUCAUCGUCCUCAUCGUUCUCUCCAUGUCGUCUCCUCGCAUUCGCUUGCUUUGCUGUCUUCCCCCAUGUCUUGUCACACUCCCCAGGAAUAACAAAAUCAAAAGAUCAUUCGAUUUAAGUCACAAUUUUACAGAAAAUUCGAUUAAAAUCAGAUCAGAUCAGUCCGCGAUCGAUUCAAACCAUAGCUUUGAGGCGGGCUUGAGAAAUAGGUGUAUGAGGGCGAUGAGGCAAGCCUGGGGAAAGGAUUUCGAAAUGGCGGGUGAGAUGGUGAGGGCGGCGGAGGAUCUAGGAAUGCAGGACCUAGAAGCUUUUUUGUGGCAGGCCAAGCAGGACAGGAUGGACGGAAUGCUCUUUUCUCUCGUUGACCGUGUAGACUCCUAUGCCGACAGUCACGCCUCCCUGUUGGAGUGCGAACUACACAAUUCUUCUCGUGCGUUGAAUGCACUUUAUGAGGACCUUGUCUCCAAGAGCGCAGUGCAGAAGAGAACAGAAAACACGUUUGUUGUGAGCGAGCACGUCCGACUGUUUCACCAGCUUCCAGCAGCAGACAUCAAAUCGAGGAUCCAGGGGAAAUUUCUGUCUCCUCAUUUCACGAUGGAAUCCAGCAAACAUCAAGAGCUGCUCACUGCUUUGGACAACGCUUUUCACGACGUCUGCAGAAGCUCCGACGACAUCGAUGUCGUGAAAUGGGUGCACAACGACCAGAAUCACUCCUCGGACUUGGCAAAGACUUGCAGUCAGACUGAAGAAAGCUUGAAGGUCGCACAAGAGAAGCUCCGAAAGAUCCUCCUCGUGCGUCAGUCGUUCUCACAACUAUCAACAUCUCUCAACCAGGAGAACAAGGCGUUUGCAUGA
This is a messenger RNA of Guillardia theta CCMP2712, 975 nucleotides long. RefSeq lists its product as hypothetical. The transcript has 5 exons. The record is from RefSeq and is a predicted model, not a curated record. Bases 1 to 975 code for a protein of 324 amino acids. NCBI's taxonomy places the organism in Eukaryota, Cryptophyceae, Pyrenomonadales, Geminigeraceae.